Messenger RNA from Serendipita indica DSM 11827, 603 nucleotides. NCBI's taxonomy places the organism in Eukaryota, Fungi, Basidiomycota, Agaricomycetes, Sebacinales, Serendipitaceae. The record is from the annotation of a GenBank genome assembly.
AUGUCUGGACCUAAAAUCGCUAUCGUCAUCUACUCGAUGUAUGGCCACAUCGCAAAGAUGGCCGAGGCAGUCAAGAAAGGCAUUGAAUCCGAAGGAGGCCAUGCGACCAUCCUCCAGGUGGCAGAGACGCUUCCGGAAGACGUUUUAGCCAAGAUGCACGCUCCUCCGAAGCCAGCAUAUCCAAUUGCGAGUCCCGCCGACUUGUUGGAAUAUGACGCAUAUCUGUUUGGAAUCUCGACCCGUUAUGGUGGCUUCCCGGCGCAGUUCAAGGCCUUUUUUGAUGCGUCUGGCCAGCUCUGGCAGGCUGGUCAGCUCUGGGGUAAAUUUGCGGGAGCAUUCGUCUCGACUGGAGGUCCUGGAGGUGGUCAAGAGUCGACCUACUUUUCGAUACUGACGACGCUGGUCCACCACGGACUUAUCUUUGUUCCUCUUGGUUAUAAGCACACCAAUGCUCUCUGGAACGCGCAUUUCUCAGAAGUCAGAGGAGGAUCUCCGUUUGGAGCAGGCACGUUUGCGGGUGACGGCUCACGGCAGCCCAGCGAAGUUGAGCUCGAAACGGCGUCGAUUCAGGGUCGUGAAUUCUUCAAGAUUGCCCAACGGUAG